UCAUGAAAAAAAUGGUGGAAACUCAUUCUCAUUCUACAACUCUAUCGUGGGAAAUUCUCAUCCUCAUUGCACAUUACCUUGACCCUAAAACAUUAGCCAUAGCUUCAUGUGUAUCUAAAUCAUGGUUACAUUCUAUGUCAUCUGAUCUUCUUUGGAAACCUAUCCUAACAACCCAUUUUCCUUCUCUUUCCACUCUUCCAUCCAAUGUUUCAUAUUGCCGCCUCUUUGCAUUAGGCCACGGCGCAGCCAAGCGCCGUCGCCAAUCUCCUUCAAAGCCAACUCUCUCGCUUGGUGACCUAAUUUUCGCGGUAUCGAUUACUUCCAAUCGAGACUCCAGGACGAUAGGAGAAUUUUCCUGGCCGGUGGAUGCACUCCAGGAAGAUCCUCCUGGCGUUUUUCGAUUUUGUAUUGGAUUUGAUUGCGGUGGUGGUGUUGCGGUGAGGAAUGAGGGUUUGGAGGAGGUGGUGAAGGUGACAUGGAAUGUGGUGGUGAAAGGGUGGAGAGGGGUUUUUACUUUGAUGGAUUAUGUUGGGAAGAUGGGGUUUGUGGGUGGAGGAGAGGAGUGGUUUUCACAGGAGUUACCGGCUCCGGGUUGUUGUUCGAAGGUGGUGGCGAGUUCAGUCGUGGCGGAUAUGAGGGUUGGGAUGUGUGGUUGUGGUGAAAGUGAUGAUGGUGGUGGGAAAGUGAGGGUGGGAAAGAUAAGUGUGGGGAUUUUGAAUGUUGAUGAUUGGAGGUAUGUUGGUAUUGAAGAUGGUCUUAGGUAUUUGCAACAUUUUCUUCUAACUUAAUAACUGAUGAUGACUUUGUACAU
Molecule: messenger RNA, 811 nt
Organism: Trifolium pratense (red clover)
Lineage: Eukaryota; Viridiplantae; Streptophyta; Magnoliopsida; Fabales; Fabaceae
Product: probable F-box protein At5g04010
Exons: 1
Coding region: 3-788 (261 amino acids)
Biological process (GO): SCF-dependent proteasomal ubiquitin-dependent protein catabolic process; gibberellic acid mediated signaling pathway
Cellular component (GO): SCF ubiquitin ligase complex
Molecular function (GO): protein binding
Source: RefSeq, a predicted model, not a curated record